Messenger RNA from Mesorhabditis belari, 714 nucleotides. NCBI's taxonomy places the organism in Eukaryota, Metazoa, Nematoda, Chromadorea, Rhabditida, Rhabditidae. The record is from the annotation of a GenBank genome assembly.
AUGAAACUUUUAUUAUUUGCUUUAUUUAUUGGAAUAAAUGCUUUCGAUGAGCGAAUGGCUAAUGAAAAUGUGAACUCUUUUGAUAGUGUGGAUGUUGACAAUAAUGCAAAAGUUGACAUUCGAGAGUUGACAAAAUGGCUAAACGAGCGGGGGAUGACGAUUGAAAAAGUCAAAGGCCUCUUCUCACAAUAUGAUAUCGAUGGUGACUCAAAUUUGGAUGUCGCUGAAUUUGUGCCUCUUGCUUAUGCUUUUUCUCAAAAACCCGUCGACACAGAGGAAACGAUUUUUAAGAGAAUGGAUGUGAAUGGAGACGGUGUGGUUGAUCACAAUGAACAAACGAUUCGUCGACUCGCUGGCGAUGGAACGAUCAUUGACGGAGUUCUGGCCGUAGCCGACACGAAUCAAGACGGAAAUCUCGCCUAUUCCGAAUUUCUCAAUGCUCUCACUUUUAAUAAACCAAAGACUCAAGAAAAAAUCAAUCAAGAAAUGGCUCAGUCAAUCAUUUCUUAUAUCGACUCUAAUGGAGAUCUCCGAUUGCAAGUUUACGAGGUUCAAACAUUCGCAUCAAAAUAUGCACAGAUAAAACCCGAAGAAAUCCAGAUUCUUUUUCAAAACUUUGAUCUAAAUGCUGAUCAAGUGUUGGAUAUAAACGAACUCUCACAAUUCCCAAUGAAAAUCUCCAAUCUUUUACAUCUUACCCCUCCACCAGCUCUU